This is a messenger RNA of Linum tenue, 1063 nucleotides long. Lineage: Eukaryota; Viridiplantae; Streptophyta; Magnoliopsida; Malpighiales; Linaceae. The record is from the annotation of a GenBank genome assembly.
AAAAAAACCCACUAAAACCCACGCUCACUAACACUCACUCUUACCUUGAGAAUCUGUUCUCUGAAAAAAAUAGAGAUGGCGGAUUUCGGCUUCGGGAACCUCUCCGACACCGACGAUUCCGCCGUCGAGGAGCUCAUCUCCCAGACCCGAGACCUCUGCGUCCUCGAACAAGUCUCCAAAAUCAACUGCUCCGACUUCAACGAUUCGCUUCUCCCCUCCGAUUUGGAAACCCGCUUCCGCAAGCUCAAAUCUUUCCCUGUUUCCUCAACCAGACCCGCCGCCUCUGCUGCUACUGGUGUCGUCCCCAAGUCCCUCUCUAAUUCAAAGAGCGAGCUUCAUCGUCGUGGCGGAAGAGGGUUUGAUGAGGGAUUUGACAUCCCUUCUGACGAUGGAAGAGCGAACACAAGCGAUGGGGAAGUGCCGGAUAUUGCUGCUGCCGCUGCGGGGAAUGUUUCUUCUCACCUGAAUUCCUCGGCGGAUGAAGAGGGUUUCUCGGAGAAUCCAGUUCCGUUGAAGGAUUCCAAGAAGCAACCGAAACUUGGGGAUUCGCCUUCUCCUCCACGGAGACCAGGAUGCUUUUGGUGCUCUCCGAAGAAACCCACCAAGAAGAAGAGUAAAGAGAACUGGGAUUUAGAUUUGGAUUUGGAUUGGGGAAACGAUGGAGGAGACGAGUUGUUGUCUGAUUUAGGGGUCUUUUCACCGAAAGAGCAGGAGAGGAUACUGAGGAAGGCCAUGAAAGAAGAGGAGAGAAUCAACAAGGAGGCAGAGAAAAUUGUGAAGUGGGCAAAACAGGCAUCAGCCAGGAUGAGCUAUCAUGGGGCUGAAGAUGAUGAUGGUCUCAGUGAUGAUAAUGUGACUUCAAAAUAGUUUUACUACAUGUUUUUCCUUUCUAUUUGGGCUUGCAUAUCGCAUCAGUUCAUACAUGGAAGAAGUGGUGGAUACGUUAUACUACAUAGUAGUAUUAGUAUAUGAAUAUGGUUGGAACAAACAUAUAGAAGUACUUACCUUCUGUUCUUUCUUUUGGCUGUAAUGCUUACUAAAAACUGGAUGUGUUGUGAAAUGC